CGAGGAGGCGGGGGCGGGGGCGGUGGCGGCCGCGGCUUCGUGUGGCCGCCACCGGCGUCCACGCCGCGCCCGGUGCCGUCGCAGUACCAGGUGCCGAUGGGGUACCCCGCGCCCAUGGUGCUGCCGCACCAGGCCGCGUACGGGGCGCCGGCGGCCGUGUACCGGGCGCCGGCGCCAGCGGCGCCUCCGGUCUCCUUCUCGCCUGCGCCUGCUGCGGCGCCGGUCACCAUCCGCCCGCCUCCUUCCUCGGUGUCGCCGGCUCCACCUUCGGCUCCGGCUCCGCGACAGCUGCCGCAGGGUGCUCCCACGCGAGCGCCCGAGCCGGCCCCGGCCUCCUCCGCGCCGACUGCCGCGGCGCUGGCGAAGGAGGUCGAGAAGAAACUCUUCGUGUCGGAGACCGCGCUGGCGCCGCCGGCUGCGGCUGCGUCGGCGGCCGUGGCGGCCGCGCUGGGGGCCGCUGCCUGUGACGCGGAGGACGCUACGGACGUGGACCUGGCGCCGGUCUCCAAGAAGGGUCUCGCGCACCCGGCUCGGCCGGACCUCGGCACCGUCGGCAAGAAGGUGAUGAUCCGCGCCAACCACUUCCUGGUCGACGUCGCCGAUAACAACCUCUUCCACUACGAUGUUGCCAUUAAUCCUGAGUCAAAGUCAAGACAAACGAAUCGGGAAGUUCUUAAUGAACUCAUCAAGUUGCAUGGGAAGACAGCUUUGGGUGGCAAAUUGCCUGCCUAUGAUGGAAGGAAGAGUCUGUAUACUGCUGGUUCGCUUCCUUUUGAAUCAGAGGAGUUUGCGGUUACACUGGUUGAUCCAGAAAAGAAGGAGAAAGAAAGGGCGGAGAGAGAAUACAAGAUCACAAUUCGAAUUGCUGGGAGAACAGACUUGUACCACCUUCACCAGUUUCUACGUGGAAGACAGAGGGACAUGCCUCAAGAGACCAUACAAGUACUUGAUGUUGUCCUCAGGGAGUCGCCAUCUUGGAAUUAUGUCACCGUGUCCAGAUCCUUUUUCUCUACUACUUUCGGUCACAGAGGAGACAUUGGCGAGGGGCUUGAGUGCUGGAGGGGUUACUACCAGAGCCUGCGUCCAACACAAAUGGGGCUUUCACUGAAUAUAGAUAUAUCUGCGACAUCCUUUUUUAAGCCUGUGACAGUGAUCAAGUUUGUGGAAGAGUUCCUGAGCAUACGUGAUACCUCUCGUCCUUUGUCAGACAGAGAUCGUGUGAAGAUAAAGAAGGCAUUACGUGGAGUUCGCAUUGAAACAAGUCACCAACAGGACCAGAUCAGAAGAUACAAGAUAACUGGAAUCACUCCCAUCCCUAUGAGCCAGCUGAUAUUUCCUGUUGAUGAGAAGGGAACAAGACAGACUGUUGUGCAGUACUUUUGGGACAAAUAUAACUACAGAUUGAAGUUUGGUUCUUGGCCCUGUCUUCAGGCUGGCAGUGAUUCGCGUCCCGUAUAUUUGCCUAUGGAGGUUUGCAAGAUCGUAGAAGGGCAGAGAUACUCUAAGAAGCUUAAUGACAGACAAGUGACGAACAUACUUAGAGCGACCUGUAAACGUCCCCAGGAGAGAGAGCAGAGCAUCCGUGAUAUGGUUCUGCAUAACAACUAUGCUGAGGAUAAGUUUGCUCAGGAAUUUGGCAUCAAAGUCUGCAGCGACCUUGUGUCUGUUCCAGCCCGUGUGCUGCCUCCACCCUUGUUGAAAUAUCAUGACUCUGGUAGGGAGAAAACUUGUGCCCCAAGUGUUGGACAAUGGAACAUGAUUAACAAGAAAAUGAUCAACGGUGGAACUAUUGAUAACUGGACUUGUUUGAACUUUUCACGCAUGCGUCCUGAGGAGGUACAGAGGUUCUGUAUGGAUCUGACCCAUAUGUGCAAUGCCACAGGAAUGAAUGUCAAUCCAAGGCCAUUUGUUGAAGUCAAGUCAGCUGCUCCUAACCAUAUCGAGAAUGCUUUGAGAGAUGUACACAGGAGGGCCACACAAAUGGCUGCCCAACAGGGAGCACGAAAUCAGCUACAGCUUCUAAUUGUAAUUCUGCCUGACGUUAGUGGUUCCUAUGGAAAAAUUAAAAGAGUCUGUGAGACUGACAUCGGAAUUGUAUCCCAGUGUUGCCUGCCAAAGCAUGCUAGCAGGCCAAACAAGCAAUAUCUGGAAAAUGUUGCACUCAAAAUCAAUGUCAAGGUUGGAGGGCGCAACACAGUUCUUGAGCGAGCCUUUGUACGCAAUGGCAUACCCUUUGUGUCAGAAGUCCCAACAAUAAUCUUUGGCGCUGAUGUCACACACCCCCCACCAGGAGAGGACUCUGCAUCAUCCAUUGCUGCUGUGGUGGCAUCAAUGGACUGGCCAGAAAUCACCAAGUACAGAGGUCUUGUUUCUGCUCAACCACACCGACAAGAGAUAAUAGAAGACCUGUUUACCGUCAGUAAAGAUCCACAGAAGGGGCACAAUGUUAACGGUGGCAUGAUCAGGGAGCUACUGAUUGCUUUCCGCAGGAAGACAAACCGCAGGCCUGAGAGGAUAAUAUUCUACAGGGAUGGUGUAAGUGAAGGUCAAUUCAGCCAUGUACUGCUUCAUGAAAUGGAUGCCAUAAGAAAGGCUUGUGCUUCUUUGGAGGAGGGAUAUUUACCUCCAGUCACCUUCGUAGUUGUCCAGAAAAGGCAUCACACAAGGCUUUUCCCUGAGGUUCACGGAAGGCGUGAUAUGACUGACAAAAGUGGAAACAUUCUCCCUGGAACUGUGGUUGACCAAAAGAUUUGUCAUCCUACUGAGUUCGAUUUCUACUUGUGUAGUCAUGCUGGUAUUCAGGGAACAAGUCGGCCCACCCAUUACCAUGUCCUUUAUGAUGAGAAUCGUUUUACUGCUGAUGCGCUACAGUCACUGACCAACAAUCUUUGCUACACCUAUGCUCGUUGCACCCGUGCUGUGUCAGUGGUCCCGCCUGCCUACUAUGCCCACCUUGCUGCUUUCCGUGCUCGCUACUAUGUGGAAGGAGAAAGCUCGGACGGUGGCUCAACCCCUGGCAGCAGCGGACAAGCAGUAGCUCGUGAGGGUCCUGUGGAGGUACGCCAACUUCCGAAGAUCAAGGACAACGUCAAGGACGUUAUGUUCUACUGCUGAACUCCUCCAAGUUUGGCGUGCAAUCUUUCUUUUUGCUUAAUGAUGGGGUGUUCUCUUUUUUGAUCGGGAUGCCAAGAUGUUGGUGAGCAGUGGUUGAUGGUGGUAGUUCCUAUGGUGGACUUGUCCUGAUUUUGGUCCUGGUUACGUACUGUCAUCUUGGUAUUCCAAGUAGCUAGGUUAUAACUGAGCUUGUUGGUCUUCAAGGCCUGAAACUCUGGAUGGAACCAAUGCAAGUACUCUUAUAAGUUUUUAUGUUCUCGGUU
This is a messenger RNA of Setaria italica (foxtail millet), 3377 nucleotides long. RefSeq names its product protein argonaute MEL1. Gene Ontology annotation, molecular function: RNA binding; protein binding. The transcript is spliced from 22 exons. The record is from RefSeq and is a predicted model, not a curated record. Gene Ontology annotation, biological process: regulatory ncRNA-mediated post-transcriptional gene silencing. NCBI's taxonomy places the organism in Eukaryota, Viridiplantae, Streptophyta, Magnoliopsida, Poales, Poaceae. The coding region runs from base 97 to 3114 and encodes 1005 amino acids. Gene Ontology annotation, cellular component: cytoplasm.